UAGCGUUGCUGUGCGCAGCGCGGAUGGAGGAAGCAGCUGCUGAUCACACUCACUCAGUUUGAGGCAGAACACUCGGAAUACCGAAGCGCUUCAUCAGAAACAACCGGAUCAUCAUCCUGCAUGCACAAGACAUCCCUGAUUUAAUGGGUCCAAUCAUCGGGAUGUCACCGGAUAAGAAAGCAGAAUCCCUAGGUGUGCUGGGGGAACGGGGGAGCCUGCGUGGAGUUUGUGGGACGAUACCUGAAGCCGAGUGUGCCUCCAGCCCCCUGGCCACCAGCCUGGAUCGUACCUCCAGCUCAGGAGACGAAGAACUUACCAACCUCAACUGGCUCCAUGAGAAUCUUCUCCAGAACUUCACACUGGGAGGCCCCGAGGCCCAGUCCAGCCCCAGUCCGCUCUUUGACAUUGAGGGCAACCACGGGAAGUCCGUCAUCUCCUCGGCAGCUUCUCGUGGAGAUUCCGUCAAGUCAAAGCCACCUUUCUCCUUCUCCCUGCUCAUAUACAUGGCCAUCGAACAGUCCCCCAGCAAGUCUCUGCCAGUGAAGGACAUCUACGGCUGGAUCUUGGAGCACUUUCCAUACUUCUCUAGUGCCCCCACUGGCUGGAAGAACUCGGUGCGGCACAACCUGUCCCUCAACAAGUGCUUCCGCAAGGUGGAGAGCGGCCUUGGGAAGGUGAAUGGAAAGGGAUCUCUGUGGUGUGUGGACCCUGAAUACAGACCCAAUCUGAUUCAAGCUCUAAAGAAACAGCACUUUCCCACAGCCCACUCAUUCUGCACGCCCCCCGCCUCCCCACCCAGUGCCUUCUCACCCGCUCGACACCUCUUCCUCCAGGGCUGCUCUCUGAAAGAGUCUGAUAUUGAUGCUGCCACCGCUAUGAUGCUCUUAAAAUCAGCCCCCGGACACCACAGUGACCAGUCUGACCCGGACAGCCCCAUUAACCUCUCUCGUCCAGACUCUGUCCUGGUGAGCAGCGACCCGAAGCAGGACCACAACUACAGCAGCGCGUCAUUCCAGCGGUGCUCGUCUCGCUCUUCCUCGUCAUCCUCUUCAUCGCUGUGCUCCAUGGACGAUACGGGCUGCGAUUCGGGUCAGGGCCGCCGCGCCGGCAGCGAGGGUUUCCAUAGCGACGAGGACUCCGAGGAGGAGAGGAACCUGCGCCUGCUCAAACUUCCCAUCCGUCGCCCGCUCACCGUCAAGUGCUCUAUUCCGGGUAAACGGACCCGUCACGAGUCCAAACCAGAACUGGACGAGGAGCUAAAAGAAGCGGCUGGGUCACUCUUACAUCUGGCCGGGAUUCGAUCCGGUCUAGAUUUAUCAAAACGAAUGGCCAAGAGCAAAAAACAGGCAAAGCAUCGGAAAUAAAGCCGGAAAAAGCCUUUAUUGACCUUUUAACCCCUGGACUGUAAAUCAGUGACCGUGCCUCCUCGUUAUUUUUGCUUCAUUAAAAAUCGUACAAACUCCGAGCUCAACAAUAAGGAUUUUUUUCUGCUGCCCAAGUCAGGCCAGUAAUUUGUACCCACCCUGGUAAUAUUUUAUUUUAUUUUAUUUAGUAAAAUUAUACUUGAGACAUAAUAGCGAUUUAUUUUUGUUUUGCAACUUUUUUUACACAUGUUAGAAAAUAAAUAAAUGCAUAUAAAGUGUUCGAAAAUACUUAAACACCCCUUGUUGACAAUAAGAUGAACUAAAUAGAAAAACCCCCACACUGUCACAGCUUUUACCUUUUAAUUGCAGCAAAAUUGGGUCAAGAACGUUCUUCGGGUCGUUUAAAAACCGUUUGAUCAGCCGACAUAUUUAAUGACAUUAUAAACAAAGCUAAUCACAUAGAAGGUCAUGAGUAACUCUUACAAAACCUUUCAAGAACGUUUCGAAUUAAAUAAGAAAUAAAAACGUUAUGGUCUAAUUAUUGGACCAUAAAGAUUACAUUUUUUAUCGCAAAAUUUGAUUUCACAUUUUUUUAUUUGAGGUUAAAUAUGACCAGGAUAGGCUACAUGUUUGGUUAUCAUAAUUUUUUUUGAUUGAUCAAACCGUUUUUAAAAUACCAGAAUAAGGUUUUUUUACCGAAACAUUCAAGAUUUGCAACUUUGCUACAACAGCAUGUAGGACUAUUUUUACCUAUUACAUUAGAUUUGUUCAAAAGAUAUAUAUAUAUAUAUAUUAUAUUUUUCAUUAAACCUUUAGUUGUUCUUUACAAGAAAACUUUUUUAUUUGCAAUAAUAGCUGGAAAUUGUGUAGAUAUAAUAUAACUUCCACGGCACUUAUAAACGCAUAAAGACACUUGCCAGAAAUGGCAUACAGUGAUUUGUUUAUUAUUUUCAAUCCAUCUAACUGAUGCUUCCAAACUAUCUCGGAUAGUUGAAUUAGUUUGGAAUAAACUUCCAAGCAAAUGGUUCUUGCCGUUUUGACAAAACGACCUCUAAAUAUGGUUACCGUGACCUUUUAAAUCAGCAGAAUUCUCAACAACGACGUUCAUUACAUUGCGCAAAAACAAAUGUUUCAAAAGCAGAUGAACAUGAUCCGCUAGUGUACGCUGUAGUGACAACGCAUCCUUAUCGUUGAGCCAUGUGACGUUUUUGUUUUUGUUUUUAUCCAAGAGAAUUUUCCUCCCUGACUCGAUCCACGGCAAUAGCAACUCACACGGGGCAGAACGAAGCCAUACUGAGACUUCUGAGGGAAUAUGGAGAAACGCACGUCAUCGUACCCUUCCCAAAACUUUGUGCUUCAAGAUGAAGGGUUUCUGGCGGGAGAACGUUUGCAUGCUUCCUUUUUAAACGAGUGUGCUACUCUUCCAAGUGAAUCUGUGGUAUUUAUACAUGGAAAGAGUGCAUGAGCACUAAACUCCAGAAGAAGAUGAUGAUGAUGAUGAUGAUGAUGAUGAUGAUGACUCAUUUGUCUGUUUUAAGUACAUGACAAAGAAAUGCAAUAAUUAUCACCAGGCGGCUGGAAUUAAGACUCUAUUUUUGUCCAAGCAACUGAACAUUCGUUGGGUUUCAUCAGUCUGAGUGGACAGCAUGAAGAGAGGAUUUGGAUCACAUUUUUUGGAUACCUCGCAGUUGGUGUUGGGCGAAUGCUUGUGGGAUGAUUCUCAUGAAAAUAUGUCCGGGUCAUAUCACACCCCCCAAAAUCAACUGAAAAACAGAUGAUAUAUUUUGCAUGAUUUAAAUGAAGCUUAUUUUUAGGACCGUAGAGAUUUUUGGAUGUCUGUGUAACAUGAUUCCUACAAACAUUUCCCCAACAAUUUCUCAGUACCAUAAUGUGGCUGGACUUUUGACUUCUUUCAGGGGAUAAUAUCUCAUUACUGCAAUAUAAAGAGUAUUUUUAUUAUUUUUUUGCAUUGCAGUAAUGAGAAUUUGGAAGGAAAAUGUGCUUAAAUUUUCAAAUGCUAAACAACUAAUAAUAAUAAUCCUCAAAAUAUGCUUCAUUUCCCACAAAGCACAUUUCUUGUGUUUUGGGGGUGGAAUAUGACCCGGAAUAUGCCUCAAAUCCAAAUAUGUAGUCGAGGACCAUCUUUUAACUUGUUGACUGCUUGCCGCCGUCUUGGGCCGCUGGUCUUUAUUCUCCAUUCGAAACGGGCCUUGUGUGGCAGAGUUUGGCGUUUCAACUCCUCUGUUCAGAGACUAUGCAAAAACACAAGCCGUGGAAGCUCUACAUUUCCUCUUGAUUAUGUUCAUGCCCAUUUGAUGUGUGUUUUAAUGCACUUCCUAGUCAGGCAGACUCGCAGAUGUCAAAACUGGAAUUGGCUUCUUUCAAACCUUGUGAAACUCGAGACUGUAGAUGCACAGACGCAUGCGUUCAUAUUCAAGAGAGAAUCUCAUGAAACCUGUGAAGUACACGUUCAGUCCUAAGAAACUUAGACGGGUUAAAUAAGACUCCGUAAAUGGAAACUUUGGAAUGAAGAUAUUGAUUUGUUUGUUUGUGCCAUGAUGUCACUGCAAGAAUGAUUGAAUCACUGCCAGACAUGGUUCACUUCUCUUGCUUCAUGUCAGUUUUAGUAGUAUUGAUUAUUCACUGAUUAUAAUACUGCCAAGUUGACAAGUCUGUUUGGGUGAAUCUCACAAAACCUCCCAAGAUCAUGUUGUUUUGGACCCCAAAUUAUCUUUUGCUUUGCUUAAAGAAAAUGAAGCUUAUUUGAUGACCAUUUGAACCUGAAAAUAGUCCCAUUUUAGACCCCAGUGCUCAUUUCUGAAAUGUGAAAACAAAGUCAAUUUUUUUUUUAAAUUGUAUAUUAUUUAUACUUAGUGCUAGUAUUUAUUUUAUUAUUUUUUACUGCCUUUAAUUUUUGCAUAUUUAAUUUGUGUUCUUAAUGUAAUUUAGUAAAACAUUACUAAUACAGUAAUUGUCAUAAAUAUGCAAAUGACAAAAAAACAUUCAUGGGAAUAAUGUCCCAAUGCACAGAAAUGGGGAACACUUUACAGUAAGGUUGUAUUUUUUGACAUCAGUAAAUGCAUUAAGGUAUCAUUUACUAAAAAUGAACAUUUGAUUUUUUUCAGAGUUUAUUAAUCUUGUUUAAUGAUAAUUUAUAAAGAUAGAGAAUUGUACUUUCCAUUAAUGAUGUUAACAUAAACAACUUUGAUAAAAGUUUGGUUUUGAAAAUAUUAGUAUAUGUUCAAUGAAACAAUAACCAAGAUUAAUACAUGCUGAAAAAUGAUUGUUUAUUAAUGUUAAUGAAUGCAGCCUUAUUGUAAAGUGUUUCAAUAAAUCCUAAUGGCCCUAAACAUUUCCUUUUCUUUAGGUUUAGAAUAAAAAAUAAAUAAAUACAAAUGCUAUAUACAUGCACACAUUCACACACACACACACACACAUAUAUAUAUAUACACACACACAUAUAUUUACACAUACAUACAUACACACACACACACAUAUCUCUGCACACAUAUAUACACAAACACACACACACACAUAUAUUCACACAUACAUACACGCACGCAUAUAUAUAUAUAUAUAUAUGCACACACACACAUAUAUAUAUAUGCACACAUACACACACACAUAUAUAUAUGCACACACACACAUAUAUAUAUAUGCACACAUACAUACACAUAUAUAUAUAUGCACACAUACAUACACACACAUAUAUAUAUAUAUACACACACACAUAUAUGCACACACACAUACACACAUAUAUAUAUAUAUGCACACACAUAUAUGCACACAUACAUACACACAUAUAUAUAUAUGCACACACACACACACAUAUAUAUAUAUAUAUAUAUAUAUGCACACAUACACACACACGCAUAUAUAUAUAUAUACACACACACACACAUAUAUAUAUGCACACAUAUACACACACAUAUAUAUAUGCACACACAUACACACACACACAUAUAUAUAUGCACACAUAUACACACACAUAUAUAUGCACACAUACACACACACACAUAUAUAUAUGCACACAUAUACACACACAUAUAUAUGCACACAUACACACACAUAUAUAUAUAUAUGCACACAUACACACACACACAUAUAUAUAU
Molecule: messenger RNA, 5476 nt
Organism: Xyrauchen texanus (razorback sucker)
Lineage: Eukaryota; Metazoa; Chordata; Actinopteri; Cypriniformes; Catostomidae
Product: forkhead box protein N2-like
Exons: 6
Coding region: 144-1364 (406 amino acids)
Biological process (GO): regulation of DNA-templated transcription
Cellular component (GO): nucleus
Molecular function (GO): DNA-binding transcription factor activity; cis-regulatory region sequence-specific DNA binding
Source: RefSeq, a predicted model, not a curated record